This is a messenger RNA of Prunus armeniaca (apricot), 2328 nucleotides long. The record is from the annotation of a GenBank genome assembly. NCBI's taxonomy places the organism in Eukaryota, Viridiplantae, Streptophyta, Magnoliopsida, Rosales, Rosaceae.
AUGGCUGAUGCACUCAUUCCCGUGCUGCUACGACAAUUAGCAGUGCUUGAGGAUGCGGAGAAGAGGCAAGUGAAGGAAGCCACCUCGAGAGAUUGGUUGGAGAAGCUGAAAGAUGUGUCAUACGAGAUGGACGACGUGCUGGAUGAGUGGAACACUGAAUUUCUAAGACAACAAGUUGAGAAACAAGAAGAGGAAGAAGAAGAAGAAGAAGAAGGUAAAGAUGCUCUUGUUGCCAAGAUGAAGAUAAAAGACCUGAAUGAUAGGUUGAAUGAGAUUGCUAUAGAAAGGCAAACAUAUAACUUUCAGACCACAGAAAAGGGCAUUGAACAUCGACGAGAAAGUUCAUCCUUUGUCGAUAUUUCUAAAACAUUUGGUCGAGAAAAUGAAAAAGAAUUUAUUGUAAGCAAGUUGAGCGAGAGUAGUGUGAAAGGGUGUCAUCCCCUUGUUAUCCCUAUUGUAGGGAUGGGAGGAAUUGGAAAGACAACUCUUGCCCAACUGGUUUAUAAUGAUGAAAGUAUUAAAGCUCAUUUUGAAAAAAGAAUAUGGGUCUGUGUUUCAGAGCCUUUUGAUACUUUCAAGAUUGCAAAAGCUAUCAUUGAUGGUAAUGGUACCCCAAACUCAGAUGGGUUGGAAGCUUUCUUGCAAUGUAUGUCUAAAUCUGUUGAGGGUAAGAAGUUUCUCCUUGUCCUAGAUGACAUGUGGACCCAAGAUCAUAGAGAGUGGGAGCAAUUAAAGUUACCAUUGCAGAAUGGUUCUACAGGUAGUAAAAUAUUGGUGACCACGCGCAAAGAAGGGGUUGCUAUAAUGAUGGGAGCAGAGAGUGACAUGAUCCGUUUGAACGAAUUGAGUGAACCAUAUUGUUGGUCAUUAUUCCAUCACAUUGCAUGUUUUGAUAGGGGAGAAGAUGAGUCUAAUGUGUUUGAAGCUAUUGGUAAAGAUGUAAAAAAGUGUAAGGGUUUACCCCUUGCGGCAAAGACUCUAGGUAGUCUCAUGCGCUUUAAGAAAACAAGAGAAGAAUGGGAAGAUGUUUUGCAUAGCAAGAUAUGGGAACCAGAAGAGAUUGAACGAGAAUGUUUUUUUCAAGAUUUUGCAGAAGAUGAUUUCGGGAAUGUUAGAUUCAAAAUGCAUGAUAUCGUGCAUGACUUUGCGCAGUUUCUUACCAAGAAAGUAGCUUUUGUUAUAGAAGUUAAGGAUGCUAACAAAAGAAUUGAGCUACCAGGUUAUAAAGUCCGCCAUUUGACAUUAAUUGCACUCGAGGAUCCAUAUGGAUCUCACACUUCAUUAUUAGCUCCAGUUUCAUCUGAAAUUUGCAAAAGCAUGCGUACCCUCACAACUUUUGGUUCAAGAAUCAGUACUUUAGACCCAGAUUUUAUUUUGCAAUUGAAAGCCCUUAGGACAUUAAAUUUGAGUUAUAACAUAAUCGCGGAACUUCCAAAGGAGAUUGGUGAAUUGAUACACUUGAGGUAUGUUGAUUUGUCUCGUAAUUAUCCUUUAGUGGAAUUACCGAACACUAUGUGCAGUUUAUACAAUCUGCAAAACUUGUGCCUGGAUUUUUGCCGGCAACUUGCAACACUGCCCAAGGCCAUGGAGAAACUGAUUAAACUAAAGCAUCUCCAUGUUAUGUGCUGUGAUGAGCUAAAGUACUUGCCAAAAGGGAUUGGGAGAUUAACAAGUCUACGAGCAUUAGACGGGUUUCAUUUAUGUGGUGGUGAUGACAAGAAUGACACGUUCAAGUUAGGUGAUCUAAGACUGCUGGACAAGCUCGAGGGCAGCCUUUUUAUAAGCGAGCUUGGGAACCUGACAGAUGCAAGUGAGGUUAAGAAAGCACAACUGUGGAAUAAAAAACACAUCCUUCAUUUGAGACUGGAUUUUUGGAAUGGAGAUGAUGCGGAGGGGGAUAGGAAAAGUGAUGUUGAAAUUCUGAAUGUCUUAGAAGGACCUCAGAAAUUGAAAAGUUUAGACAUUUGUAAUUACUCUAGCACCUUGUCUCCCAAGUCGAUCUCUUUACACAGUUUGAGAAGCCUUACUCUUCAUGGAUGGAGAUAUUGUGAAGUUUUGCCUCCUCUUGGGAAACUGCCGUCCCUUGAAAAUUUGAGAAUAAAUGAUAUGCCUAGUCUGAAAAAGGUUGGAGUUGAAUUUUUGGGAAUAGAAGAAACUCAAACACCAUCACACUCACCUACUAUUUUAUUCCCAAAAUUGAAACAACUCAGCUUCGACAGAGUUCGGGAUUGGGAAGAGUGGGAAGGAAAAAAAAUACACAAGGAAACUGUAAUGCAUACAUCAAGAUUAAGAUUGAUUCGCAAUAUUUUCUCAAGGAGUAAACUGUAA